AUGAGGAGAUUACCUUUGCAUCUCCUAGAGGAGAUUCUCUUCAAAUUAGAUCCCAAAUCCUUGGUGAAGAUGCCAUGCACAAACAAAUCCAUCAACUCGCAUGUAUUAGAGGACCCAAAUUUUAAAAGAAAAUACUAUUCCCGUAUCGGAUCCAGUUUGCUUCACGUCUCCAAAUAUGCCUCCAAUUUACUCUGUUUCCACCCUUUUGGAAAUUCUAGGUCAUUCAACAACACUGAGCGCUUAGAGAUAUUGUUUAAUAUUCUCGCUUCUUGUUCCGGCCUUCUCCUACUCUCCAUUGGUGGUCGUCUCUGCGUAGCUAAUCCCCUUACAAACAAGUUCCGAUUCAUGGAUUACCCUAACUCGGGUAAAACAACUUGCAUUGGGUUUGCUGUUGAUCAUAUCGAUCUAACCACUCAAAAAUUCAAAAUCGUCUGCAUAAUCGAGGUGCUUAAGCCUCCAAAUCCAGACGAAAAGAUGUAUCAGUUCGACAUUAACACCGGAGAGUCAUGGAGUUUAUCGAAAACAACCUUUACUUGCCACCCAAGCAAUCUCAAGAAGGGUAAGAAUUCGAAACCAGUUUACUUUAACGGAGAUCUUCACUGGCUGAGAAAAGACGGUAGCAUCGUAGCUUUCAAUCCGAAAACAGAGGAAGCUCGACUGAUUCCGAUCAAAUUUUACCUGAAACCGAGGAAGGUCUUGCUCUGUGCCGGCGAUAACCGCCUGACACUGAUAUCUGCUACGGAGGAAGUGGUUUCCGUAGUUGCCGUCGAGAACGACGGUAAAUGUAUCCUCGUGAGGCGGAUCAAGAACGAGCCGGUGCACCUAAAUACGCCGUUGUCGUACUGGAACGUGCAGGCGUACGACGGCAAAUGUUUGGUAAUGAGGACGAUGAAGAACCAUCCCGUUGAGCGAGUGGUUCAUAGCUACAACUUGAGAGCGAACAAGUGGGAAGUCGUGGGCACGAUUCCAUGGUGGUGCGAUAGUAAUCGAAACUUUUUUCUGUUUAAGCCGUCGUUGUCUUCUUCUGUGAUAGGACUACUGGAUCAGGAAGAGGAGAGGAAUCUGCUCAAGCUCAAGGCCACGAGUUCCAGGACCUAUCGUCAACCCGAUAUCGAAUCUGAACGGCGCAUCUCCUCUGUAAUGGCUAUUAUGGGUCUGGUUAGUCGUAAUUUGUGUUUUCUCUAA
Messenger RNA from Camelina sativa (false flax), 1185 nucleotides. Its product is annotated as putative F-box/kelch-repeat protein At1g20790. The record is from RefSeq and is a predicted model, not a curated record. NCBI's taxonomy places the organism in Eukaryota, Viridiplantae, Streptophyta, Magnoliopsida, Brassicales, Brassicaceae. Gene Ontology annotation, molecular function: protein binding.